AUGUUCAGCGCACUCAAAGGUCUCUUCAAGGAAGCUGGCGUCAAGGACGUAAUCACCUUGUUCCACUCGCCCAGCUCGCCUGCCUCGAUCCGCGUCCACACCCUGCUCAAGCAGACUGCCGCCGCUGCACACUCGACUGCCACCAUCGAUCAAGCUUCUUCCCACCCUCAGCAGUCCAAGGUUGAGAGAACCGACUUCGAGCUCGGACUUCCAACAAACGACCAACUCACCAACAUCUUCGAGUACCUCGGCCAAGACAAGAUUGGAAAUGUCAUCGAAGGCUCUUCAAGCCCCACCGAAGCCUUGAGAAAGCUCAAGGAGAACGGAAGUCUCUUCCAGAGACCGCUUGUUGUGGAUUGGGGAAAUGGACGUGCCGUGAGUGGUGACAACGAGUCUGAGAUCCUGAAGCUGCUUCAAACCCCUCCCAAAGCCUAG
This is a messenger RNA of Aureobasidium uvarum, 435 nucleotides long. The record is from the annotation of a GenBank genome assembly. Lineage: Eukaryota; Fungi; Ascomycota; Dothideomycetes; Dothideales; Saccotheciaceae.